Dermacentor andersoni is the source of this 1383-nucleotide messenger RNA. NCBI's taxonomy places the organism in Eukaryota, Metazoa, Arthropoda, Arachnida, Ixodida, Ixodidae. The record is from RefSeq and is a predicted model, not a curated record.
AUGGUGUAUGGUGUGGCCUCCGAUUCCGGUGGAGCGGGGCCAUCGUUAAGUAGCAACGCUAAGUACAGCUACCAGCUGCGGUCGCGCAUUCGGCGACCUCCAAACGCAUUCAUGUUGUUCGCACAGGAGAAGAGGCGAAGGGUGGCCGCUGAGAGUCGGACUGAAAACAAUCAGAGCCUGAGCAGCCGCAUGGGCAGGGUGUGGUGCACUCUCAACUCCACUGACAAGGAGCCUUACCAGCGCAAGGUGUCCAAAGCUACCGCCGUCUACCGAAGGAAGCACCCAGAAUACGUGUACAAUUGGCAUGAUCCCAUCCGGCGCAAGGAGCACAAGUACAGGGCCCAGGAGAUUGCCAGCAUGCUCGAGAAUUACAGUUCCGGGGAACAGAAGGAGCGGUCGAGCAUUUCCACGGCCCAGGGUCGAGGCACCCUGGAGUUCUUCCAGCAGCAACAGCAUACGCCGCCAUCCGCUGCCAGCAGUAACCACCGUGUAACCACUGCUCCCCGGAACAGAGCUUCCGGUUCCGGUAAGGGGACGUCUGUACCUAGGCCGACGGGCCCUAUCCCGGCAGCGGCGUCGGCUUACUCGGCUGCGCGGCCCUACAACGUGCUCCUAUUCUUCCGUCCUCUGUCCCCAUCGUUGCGUGGAGAAAACAGAGGAAGCGCUGUGAAUGCCGGUCCCUAUAGGCCGACGGCCCCUGUCCCGGCCACGGCGUCGGCUCACUGGGCGUCGUCGACCUACGACGUGCACCAGUUCUCCAGUCCUCUGCCCCCGUCACUGCGUGAGGCUAACCCAGGAAGUACUGUGAAUGGCGGUCCCUAUAGGCCGACGGCCCCUGUCCCGGCCACGGCGUCGGUUCACUCGGCGACGUCGACCUACGACGUGCACCGGUUCUCCGGCCCUCUGCCCCCGUCACUGCGUGGGGCAAACAGAGGAAGCACUGUGAAUGCCGUUCGCUAUAGGCCGACGGCCCAUGUCCUGGCCACGGCGUCAGAUAACUGGGCGACGUCGACCUACGACGUGCACUGGUUGUCCGGUCCUUUGCCCCCGUCACUGCGUGGGGCGAACACAGAAAGCGCUGUGAACGCCAGUUCCUAUAGGCCGACGGCCCCUGUCUCGGCCACGGCGUCGGCUGACUCGGCGACGUCGACCUACGACGUGCACCGGUUCUGCGGUCCUCUGCCCCCGUCACUGCGGGGUGCGAGCGGAGAAAGUACUGUGAAUGCCAGUCCCUAUAGGCGGGGAGCCACUGUCCUGGCCACGGCGUCGGCUCGCUCGGCUGUACGGCCCUACAACGUGCACCGGUUCUCCGGUCCUUUGCCCCCGUCACUGCGUGGGGCGAAUAAAGGAAGUGCCUUUGCCCGGGCGCUUUCUCAUUUCUAA